This is a messenger RNA of Cajanus cajan (pigeon pea), 2210 nucleotides long. RefSeq names its product pyruvate decarboxylase 2. Gene Ontology annotation, cellular component: cytosol. Gene Ontology annotation, molecular function: pyruvate decarboxylase activity; magnesium ion binding; thiamine pyrophosphate binding. The record is from RefSeq and is a predicted model, not a curated record. NCBI's taxonomy places the organism in Eukaryota, Viridiplantae, Streptophyta, Magnoliopsida, Fabales, Fabaceae.
ACACCCUUCCAUUUCCAAGCUACUCCCACCGUGUUGCUGUUACCACUUACCAUACAUAUAUAUAAAUAUCUUCUCAUUCUCAUUUCUACAACCCAAGUAUAAGAAGAAAAAAAACACAAACCACUCAACUUAGUUCUAUUUCUCACAACACUUUUCCAACCGAAACAUUUACUCACUCACUCACUCGUGAUGGAUACAAAGAUAGGUUCGUUGGACGCGGCCAAGCCCGCCAGCAACGACGUCGUAUCGUGCAACCAGACAAACAGCACUGUUAUCCAGCCCUGCGUGCCGGUGGCGCGCGGCGGGGACUCCACUCUGGGCGGGCACCUGGCGCGGCGGCUGGUGGAAGUCGGCGUGACGGACGUGUUCUCCGUUCCCGGCGACUUCAACCUGACGCUGCUGGACCACCUCAUCGCGGAGCCGGCGCUGAACGUGGUCGGCUGCUGCAACGAGCUCAACGCCGGGUACGCCGCCGACGGGUACUCGCGGGCGCGCGGCGUGGGCGCGUGUGUGGUGACGUUCACCGUGGGCGGGCUGAGCGUGCUGAACGCGAUCGCCGGAGCGUACAGUGAGAACUUGCCGCUGAUUUGCAUCGUGGGUGGGCCCAACUCCAAUGACUACGGCACCAACCGGAUCCUCCACCACACCAUUGGGUUACCCGAUUUCAGCCAAGAGUUGAGGUGCUUUCAAACUGUUACUUGUUUUCAGGCUGUGGUGAAUAACUUGGAUGAUGCUCAUGAGUUGAUUGAUACAGCAAUCUCGACCUCACUGAAAGAAAGAAAGCCUGUGUAUAUAAGCAUAGGUUGUAACUUGCCCGGGAUUCCUCACCCCACUUUCAGUCGUGACCCUGUUCCUUUUUCAUUGUCUCCAAGAUUGAGUAACAAGAUGGGGUUGGAGGCAGCAGUGGAGGCAGCUGCGGAAUUUCUUAACAAGGCAGUGAAGCCAGUGCUGGUUGGUGGUCCUAAACUGAGGGUGGCCACAGCAUCUGAUGCCUUUGUUGAACUGGCUGAUGCAUGUGGUUAUGCACUUGCUGUGAUGCCAUCGGCGAAAGGGAUGGUUCCUGAGCACCAUCCUCAUUUCAUUGGAACUUACUGGGGUGCUGUGAGCACUGCAUUCUGUGCUGAGAUUGUGGAGUCUGCGGAUGCAUACUUGUUUGCCGGUCCCAUCUUUAAUGACUACAGCUCUGUGGGGUAUUCCCUUCUUCUGAAGAAGGAGAAGGCGAUCAUUGUGCAGCCGGAUCGGGUUGUGAUCGCGAAUGGGCCUGCAUUUGGGUGUGUGCUGAUGAAGGAUUUCCUCAAGGCACUCGCGAAGCGCCUCAAGCACAACAAUACUGCAUAUGAAAAUUACCACAGGAUAUAUGUCCCUGAAGGGCAUCCUUUGAAGGCUGCACCCAAAGAGCCUUUGAGGGUCAAUGUUAUGUUCAAACAUAUACAAAACAUGCUGUCUGGUGAAACUGCUGUAAUUGCUGAGACAGGGGACUCCUGGUUUAACUGCCAAAAGCUGAAAUUGCCAAAGGGAUGCGGGUAUGAGUUCCAAAUGCAAUAUGGCUCAAUUGGAUGGUCUGUUGGUGCAACUCUUGGUUAUGCUCAGGCUGUUCCUGAGAAGCGAGUGAUUGCCUGCAUUGGUGAUGGAAGCUUUCAGGUGACUGCUCAAGAUGUAUCAACAAUGCUGCGGUGCGCGCAAAAGACCAUCAUCUUCCUGAUUAACAAUGGUGGAUACACCAUCGAGGUUGAAAUUCAUGACGGGCCGUACAAUGUGAUUAAGAACUGGAAUUACACCGCUUUGGUUGAUGCAAUCCACAAUGGUGAAGGGAAAUGCUGGACUGCCAAGGUCUUCUGUGAAGAAGAGCUAGUUGAAGCAAUUGCCACAGCUACAGGACCCAAGAAAGAUUCCUUGUGCUUCAUUGAGGUGAUUGUUCACAAGGAUGACACCAGCAAAGAAUUGCUUGAAUGGGGCUCUAGGGUCUCUGCUGCCAAUAGCCGUCCUCCAAAUCCUCAAUAAACUUCAGACUUCAGCCUAUGAUUAAAUUGCUGCAGUUUCCCUUUAGCUUUAUGGUAGUAAGAAUCAUUUGAAUUGAAAUGACCUUGUACGGAAUUUGCUUUUGUUAAUGGCUUGCAACGUUUAUGCAUCUGAGUCCAUUUGUUUGUGUAAAUUCUUUCACAUGAGAUGAAAAUAUAUCCGUCGCCUUUUGUCAUUCUACAAUACUUCAA